AUGGCGCAGCCCCCAGCUUUUCUUGCAAAUGUUCAUUGCAAUGAGUUGUUGGUCUGGUUCAAGGCCUAUGGCUUCUGGUACACUAUCAAUACUGGACCCUUGCUAAAAUUCAACUCUGCUAUCCUGCUGUUACCUGAGUCAUGGAGAUCCUACAGCAAUGGUUCAGGAUCACUGCCCUCUGGUGAGGGUCAAAGCAUGUACUCCCACACCCUGCAUCUGGACCAGCUCUCCCCAGAUGCAGUCAGUGGGGAUUCAGUACAGGACGUAUGUAGAAAACUUCAAGCAUUGAUGAAAAUCAAUAAGCAGUUGUGUUCAGAAAGCAACGGCCCUAUUCCAAAUCCCUAUGGCUCGGACAACGAAUUAUGCAUCUUUUGCAAACGGAUACUAGAAGAAGAAGAAGCCAAGUCCAAUAAGAGCGUGGGAGAUUUAUCAAGAGCCACGAGGGCGGCUGCCCCGGCAAAGCUGAAUUGUGAGGAUUUCAAGCAAAGAGGAAAUGAUGGGAGUUUUAUCUGUACCUCUGAGGCUUCUGCAGUUUGCGGCACAGAUGGGAAAACAUACCGCAGCAGGUGUGAGCUGUGUGCCGAGAAUGAGAAAAACAAGAGACAAGUUGACAUAAGAAGUGAAGGCGAAUGUGGCAGCAGCAGUUUCGAGAAGGAUGUGUGCAGUGACUUUCGGGCCUAUGUGCAAGAUGGAAGACUCGGAUGUACAAGGGAGAAUGAUCCAGUCCGUGGUCCUGAUGGGAGGACCCAUGGCAAUAGAUGUGCCAUGUGUGCUGAGCUCUUUAUAAAAGAAGCUCGAGAAAAUGCCACACGUGCGAGAGAGAGCAGAAUUCGGCGAGAUGCUGAGAAGGAACUUUGUAAGGAGUUUGAAAACCAAGUGAGAAGUGGAAGACUCUUUUGUACCCGUGAAAGUGACCCAAUCCGUGGCCCUGAUGGCAAGAUGCAUGGGAACAAGUGUGCCCUGUGUGCUGAUAUAUUCAUGAGACAAUUUUCGGAAGAAAAAAGUAAAGCAGAGAAAAAACAGAGAGACACUGACGAAAGGGCUAAAGCUAAAGUGGAAAUUGAGAAACGCUGUAGUGAAUUCCGGGAUCGUGCAAAGAACGGGACACUUUUCUGUACCAGAGAAAAUGACCCUAUUCAAGGUCUGGAUGGAAAAACGCAUGGCAACUUGUGUUCCAUGUGCCAGGCUUUCUUCAAAGCAGAAGCUGAAGAGCAGAAGAAUGCUGAAGCUGGAACCAGAAGCAGAAGAGGGUCCGAAGACUCAGAAACAUAUGCCAAGCUGUGUGAAGGAUAUCGCAAGGUCAGAAAGAAUGGACAACUAUAUUGCACCAGAGAGAAUGACCCAAUCAGGGGCCCCGAUGGGAAACUCCAUGGCAACACAUGCUCCAUGUGUGAGGCUUUCUUUAUUCUAGAAGACAGAGCAAGAGCGAAGGUUAAAAGAGAAGCUGCAAAGGAAAUCUGCAGUGAGUUCCGGGACCAAGCAAAGGAUGGGAUGCUCAUGUGCACUAGGGAAAAUGACCCUGUUGUUGGCCCAGAUGGAAAAACACAUGCAAACAAGUGUGCCAUGUGUGCAAGUGUGUUCCUAGUAGAAGAGGAAGAGAAGAAAAAAGACGACAAAGGAGAGAAGGAUAAGGUUGAGGCUGGAAAGUCGAAGAGAGAAGCAAUACAGGAGCUAUGUAGUAAAUACCGUUCCCAGGUAAGAAAUGGCCGGCUCCCCUGCACCAGAAAGAAUGACCCCACUGAGGGUCUGGAUGGGAAGAUCCAUGAAAACACCUGCUUCAUGUGUGAAGCUUUCUUCCAGCAAGAAGCAAAAGAAAAUGAAGCUGUGUUCACAAUAAAGAUUAAAAGAGAUGUUAAAAAGGACUGCAAUGAAUUUAUGAGUCUUUUAAAGGAUGGAGAACUUUACUGCACACGAGAAAAUGAUCCCGUGCGUGGCCCGGAUGGCAAGACCCAUGGGAACAAGUGUGCCAUGUGCAAGGCUGUCUUCGACAGAGAAAAAGAAGAAAGAAGGAAGAAAGAAGAGGAAAAUCAGAGAAUCACUUCAGGCCAUGGCUCUGGUGGUGGGAGACAGAAGGCUAAGGAGGAAUGUGCUCAGUACUGGGAAAGCAUGAAAAAUGGACAGCUCAGCUGUACUCGUGAGAGUGACCCUGUACGCGGUGCUGAUGGGAAGCCAUACAACAAUAAAUGCGUCAUGUGUAAAGAGCUGCUGCAGAAAGACAUAGAGGAAAGAAAUAAAAAUUCUGCUGAAAGAUCAAAUGGGACUGGCUCAGCCACGGGGAAGGAUGUAUGUGAUCAGUUUAGAAGCCAAAUGAAGAACGGGAAACUCCUCUGUACUCGGGAAAGUGACCCUACCCGGGGUCCAGACGGCAAGACUCACGGCAACAAGUGUGUUAUGUGCAAGGAGAGGUUGGAAAGAGAGGCCGCUGAAAAGAAAAAGAAAGAAGAUGAAGCCAAGAGAAACACGGGGACAAACAAGAAUGAUAAGGAGGAUCAAUGCCAUGAAUUCCGGAGCAUGCAGAGAGAUGGGAAGCUGAUCUGCACCCGAGAAAAUGACCCUAUCCGAGGCCCAGAUGGCAAGACGCAUGUCAACAAGUGUGCCAUGUGUCAGAGCAUAUUCGAACGAGAAGCUACUGAAAGAAAGAUGAGGAAUGAAGAAAACUCAGGUCCUCAGCCUGCAAAUGAGGGAAAGGACCAUUGUGGAGAAGUUCACAACACAGCAGGCAAUGCAAAACCUAGGCAGGCCAGGAGUUCUUUGCCCUCCGUGGCUGGGAUCAGCGAAGAUGAGUGCAGCGAGUUUCGAAAGCUCAUGAGGAAUGACAAGCUUCUCUGUUCACAAAAGGAUGACCCAGUGCUUGGUACUGAUGGAGCUCUCUAUCAACACAAGUGCCACAUGUGCAGAGCUGUCCUUGAAAAGGAAGCUUUGGAAAGGCCUGAACUCCAAGGAAAUCCAUCACACAUUAGAGUUACUAAAGAAGAAGGAGGUCCAGGAUUUCCCAGCUCCUCUGAGGACUCUGACAUCUGCAAACACUACCGAAUAUUGCCCAGGAUGGGUUAUCUUUGCCCAAAGAAUAUUCAGCCUGUAUGUGGGGAUGAUGGCCAAACCUACGCCAACCCCUGCAUGCUCUGCCAUGAAAACCUGAUCCGUCAGACUAAUACACGCAUACGAAGUCAAGGGAAGUGUGAGGAGAGCAGCAACCCCAAAACAAUACCUGCUGAAACACCUGCAUCUGAAAAAUGAACAAUGACUGGUGAAAGUCGCAAGGAAAAAGCUAUGCCUCGAUUCUGAACUGCCUACCUUCACCAUCUGUGUAUAUAAAGAAUUCUUCAUUUGUCUUUUUACUAUAGAAAACACAGAGCUGUUGGUAUUGGACUCGCUGGUUCUUAGUCUUUCCACCUCUUUCCUUCUAGACUCAGUGAUCUGAAAACGGAGAGAGCUCUCCACCCAGUCUGUGCUCUGGAAAUCUGAUCACAAUGUUGUCUGCUCAACUGCCCAUUUAAUAAAAGUAGAAACUCAGCAGAACAUCCUUUUGGGGAUUUGUUUCUCACUGCUAGGUCAUAGGAAUUUUUUAAAAAUAGAAGCUGGAUAUAUGGUGCCCUUUGUCUUACAUUGGCAGACAAGUUGCUGCCAUUGUUGGGAAUAAGUCCCUAGAAUGAGAGUGGGUACAAUAUGGGCUCUCAGGCAGCUAAUACUUGUGUGAAGCUAUCUGUCACCAUAUCAGACCCUUUACUUAGUAUCUGUAUUACCAUAAAUACCAUAACUCAAUUUUUAUAAGUCCAAUAAUUGAAACCAUCCAGAAAUUUCUCAUAUCUAAUUAUUUACCUCUUGAAAUAUAUUUUUUUAAUUUUGAGGUUAUACCAUGGCUUACUACCUACAGUCUGAGAAAGACUAAGAAAUUGAAAACACAAUAUAUGUAAACCCCUAGAAUGGCAAUCUCCAGCAAAAAUGUCGUAUGAGCCAUUUAUAUAAUUUAAAUUUUUAGUACUUAACAAAAUAACCAAGUAAAAUUAAUUCUAAUUAUUUUAUCUAUCUCAAUAUAUGAAUUAAACUAAUAUACAUAUUUUAUUUAAUAAAUCAUUGAUAUUGAUGUGUAUUUUCCACUAUUUGUACAUCUAGUUUGGGCCAGUCAUGUUUCAGAUGUUCGAUGGCCAUAUGUAGCUGGAGGUGGCUACAGUGAACAAGGCAGCAACCAACAUGGGCCAACUGAGAAGUAACCAACAUAUUAGAGGGGUGGCUGGAGACAGCUUGAGGCUCCAGGCUCUCUACUGAGACUCUGCUAUUCUCAGACUAUAGUUGUUGGUGUUCUGUGGUAGCAGGAGGUGCCAGAUUCACUCCAAGAUUCUAGGCUGAGGCAGGACGAACUGCAGAAAGUACACAGAGAAG
Molecule: messenger RNA, 4380 nt
Organism: Alexandromys fortis (reed vole)
Lineage: Eukaryota; Metazoa; Chordata; Mammalia; Rodentia; Cricetidae
Gene: Spink5
Product: serine peptidase inhibitor Kazal type 5
Exons: 34
Coding region: 1-3237 (1078 amino acids)
Molecular function (GO): protein binding
Source: RefSeq, a predicted model, not a curated record